Molecule: messenger RNA, 324 nt
Organism: Echinococcus granulosus
Lineage: Eukaryota; Metazoa; Platyhelminthes; Cestoda; Cyclophyllidea; Taeniidae
Exons: 3
Coding region: 1-324 (107 amino acids)
Source: RefSeq, a predicted model, not a curated record
AUGAGUAUAGAUAAAGACAUUGCAACGAGGUUUCCUGUCUGGCAUCAGUUGACAACCCAUGUGGCCGAGGCGGAAUUGGCUAGCCUUCACCAUGCCUUUUCCAAGCCUGAUGAUGUGACUGUCAACGAAACACUCCAAGCUACCGUCAUGGAGACUAGACAGUCAGGUGUGCAGCAACUACAACUACAACUACGACACACUUCGGUUGCCAUAUUGACAGUCUGGCUCACUCUUUGUGGAGGAUGGGAUGACCCACGGCGCCGUAUUCGUGACGUUUUCGAAGCUGGGUACCGCUCUGACGAUCACUCCUACCUCGUGCCCUGA